Messenger RNA from Ostrea edulis (European flat oyster), 1471 nucleotides. RefSeq lists its product as uncharacterized. Bases 27 to 332 code for a protein of 101 amino acids. NCBI's taxonomy places the organism in Eukaryota, Metazoa, Mollusca, Bivalvia, Ostreida, Ostreidae. The transcript is spliced from 6 exons. The record is from RefSeq and is a predicted model, not a curated record.
ACAAAAGUGUAAAAGUAAACGAUUUAAUGAAAGAGGAAUCCAGUACCCCGAUGACAGAGCAUACUGUGCAUCAACACGGAGAAAGAGGUAUAUAUGACGACUUAACAGAGACAGAUAAUGGCAAUCAGUACGAGGGUCUCUCCACUAAAGAUCAACAAGAAAGUGAGAGGCAAACUUACGAGAGCAUUCAAGGAUCCAGUGGUGAAAAUAAAUAUGAGAAACUUUCAACGGUUUCUAAAAAAGAAGAUGAUGACGGCAAAUACCAGACUUCCCUCAAACCGAAGACGUCAGGACCAGAUGAUGUGUACCUCAACACCUCAUUUCAAAAUUAGGAAUCUCGAAGGAGGUCUUAAGCGGUAGUUUGAAAUAAUAACUGCUUGCAGAAUUGAUCUUGAAUGCACCGAAAUACUUAACGCACGGACAAUACCUAUACGCGCUUUAACUUAUACAUACGCACCUUGUAAACGAUUGUAGUUUAAACUUGAUACACUGUAUGUAUGAUAAUGAGAUUUACAAAAUAUAUAACAGAAUCGAUUCCGUCAGUUCGAGGUCAUAUUGGUUAAUUAUCUUAAUCAUCAUUUUGUUAAGAAUCGAAUUUUACAAGAGCCGUUUAGACAAACGCUGAAGAUGAUUGAUUUCCUUGUUACACUCGUAUUUCAGCGAAUCUUUUGAUAUUUGAUAAAGUAAUAUUUCAUAAGUUGAAAGACACAUUGUAUGUUACUAAGCUUUUAAACUGGCAACUCUCGGUACACCACCACCGAGAAUAAUGGGGCGGGACUUAAUUAAAUGUCACUGAUAAGACUGAGCCAUGCAUUAUUUUUAGAGAGUGCAGUGUUCUAUUUUCACACACACAGAAAUCCCCUUACACAGCUACAGUGAAUAGGGCUAUAACAGAUAACGUGCAGAUGUGUAACAAUCCCAACACAAAAAUGGUACAAUCACAUUAUAAACAAACCGGACAAAGGAGUGUUUUGAUGUAAGAUAUGAUUAGUCUUCAAUAGUCACUCAUAAGUUUCUUAUGUAUGUUACUGGUUGUUGUAAAUUUGUGAAAUCCAUGAGGAAAAUAUUUUUGUUUUGAAGUCGUGUGUUUUGGGUUUUCUGACAGGAAUUCCAGUUUGACGUCUAGGGUUAGCAGCAUCUUCUAGAUAUUUUAUUGAAGUUGAAGGUCGAUCCACAUUUUCAUUCCAGUCUAAGAGUGACAAAUUUAUUCUGAGCUGAUAGGUAUUUUUUCCAAAGACAAUUCUUUUGUCAUGGUAUUGCAAAAGAAAAUUGUUAAAAGAUUCAACAUAGUGAGUGUCCGAACAAAAUCGAAAUUCCUUUCCUUUCUUGUAAACAGUUAAGGUCUUCAAAAAUUUGAUCAAAAUUUGUUCAGCUUCCUUUUCAGUAAUCAAAUAUUUGGAAGGCUCAUAUGGACUUAAAUCUUCUCGAACUUGUCUGCAUCUUGCAUUUUCAAAACAAGAGGUGUGGUUUC